CAGGGCUCGUAAUCCCUGCGAGGAGCGUCGAGCCAGGUACGCGUGCGCACAGGGACUGGGGGCGCGUGAGACCAAAGCAGAGCGAAGGCGCCAGGAAGAUGGAGGACGAGCCCCCCUCAGGUUACCACCAAAGAACAUGAUUUUGGCCUAGGGGCUCCAGUUUCCGAAGCUGGAAAAUACCAGAAUACUCUCCAGCUAGAACAACAAGUGAGAACUCAAGAUAAAUUCAUCUCUACACUGAAAUUACAGAUUGAACUCGUUUCCCAGCAAAAUAAUAUAAUAAUAGUAUUGAAAGAUACAAGAAAAAGACUUAGAUCUACUCGAUUCCUUUAUCAAGACCUUAGAAGCAGACAAAGAUCACUACAAGAGUGAAGCUCAAAACUUGAGAAAGAUGAUCAGAAGUAGAUCCAAAAGUCCAAGACGCCUGUCACCAUCUUCCCGGGCUACACACUGUGAUGUAGAGCUUUUGAAGACCACACGAGACCGUGAAGAACUUAAGUGCAUGCUGGAAAAAUAUGAGCGUCAUUUGGCAGAAAUUCAGGGUAAUGUCAAGGUUCUUACAGCUGAGAGAGACAAGACCUUUCUUCUUUAUGAACAGGCGCAGGAAGAAAUUGCCCGGCUUCGCCGAGAAAUGAUGAAAAGCUGUAAGUCUCCUAAAUCAACAACUGCACAUGCCAUCCUCCGGCGGGUGGAGACUGAAAGAGAUGUAGCCUUCACUGAUUUACGAAGAAUGACCACAGAACGAGAUAGUCUGAGGGAAAGGCUAAAGAUUGCUCAAGAGACAGCGUUUAAUGAGAAAGCUCACUUGGAACAGAGGAUAGAGGAGCUGGAGUGUACAGUUCAUAAUCUUGAUGAUGAACGUAUGGAGCAAAUGUCAAAUAUGACUUUGAUGAAGGAGACCAUAACCACUGUGGAGAAAGAAAUGAAAUCACUAGCAAGAAAGGCAAUGGAUACCGAAAGUGAACUUGGCAGGCAAAAAGCAGAGAAUAAUUCUUUGAGAGUUUUAUAUGAAAAUACAGAAAAAGACUUUUCUGAUACUCAGCGACACCUUGCUAAGAAAAAAUAUGAGCUUCAGCUUACUCAGGAGAAAAUUAUGUGCUUGGAUGAAAAAAUUGAUAAUUUUACAAGGCAGAGUAUUGCCCAGCGAGAAGAAAUCAGCAUUCUUGGCGCAACCCUCAACGAUCUGGUUAAAGAAAAGGAAUGCCUGCAAGCAUGCUUGGAUAAAAAGUCUGAGAACAUUGCAUCCCUUGGAGAGAGUUUGGCCAUGAAAGAAAAGACCAUUUCAGGCAUGAAGAAUAUCAUUGCUGAGAUGGAACAGGCAUCAAGACAGUCUACUGAAGCGCUAAUUAUGUGUGAACAAGACAUUUCCAGGAUGCGCCGGCAGUUGGAUGAAACAAAUGAUGAACUGACUCAAAUUGCCAGGGAAAGAGAUAUCUUGGCUCAUGAGAAUGACAAUCUCCAAGAACAGUUUUCUAAAGCUAAACAAGAGAACCAGGCCCUGUCUAAACAAUUGAAAGAUACUCAUAAUGAACUUAAUGAUAUAAAACAGAAGGUCCAAGAUACUAAUUUGGAGGUUAACAAGCUGAAGAAUAUAUUAAAGUCUGAAGAAUCUGAGAACCAACAAAUGAUGGACCAACUCCGAAAAGCCAAUGAAGAUGCUGAAAACUGGGAAAAUAAGGCACGGCAAGCAGAGGCAGAUAACAAUACCCUCAAAUUAGAACUUAUCACUGCUGAGGCAGAGGGUAACAGAUUAAAAGAAAAGGUAGAUGCCCUCAGUAGAGAGGUCGAGCAGCACUUAAAUGCAGAAAGGUCUUACAAGGCCCAGAUUUGUACCUUGCAUAAAUCUCUUGUGAAGAUGGAAGAGGAGCUUCAGAAGGUUCAGUUUGAAAAGGUGUCUGCCCUUGCAGACUUGUCUUCCACAAGGGAACUUUGUAUUAAACUUGACUCAAGCAAGGAACUUCUUAAUAGGCAGCUGAUUGCUAAAGAUCAAGAAGUUGAAAUGAUGGAGAAUGAGUUAGAUUCUGCUCGUUCUGAAAUAGAACUCCUCAGAAGUCAGAUGACAAAUGAGAGAAUCUCCAUGCAGAAUCUAGAAGCUUUGCUGGUGGCCAAUCGAGACAAAGAAUAUCAGUCUCAGAUAGCGCUGCAAGAAAAAGAAUCUGAAAUUCAGCUGCUUAAAGAACACCUGUGUUUGGCAGAAAAUAAAAUGGCCAUCCAGAGUAGAGAUGUGGCCCAGUUCAGGAAUGUCGUCACGCAACUGGAAGCUGAUUUAGACAUUACCAAAAGACAGCUAGGGACCGAGCGCUUUGAAAGGGAUAGGGCUGUGCAAGAACUUCGCCGCCAGAACUACUCAAGUAAUGCUUAUCAUUUGAGUUCUACAAUAAAGCCAAUUACAAAAUGUCAUUCACCGGAACGUGCUCACCACCGAUCUCCUGACCGAGGCCUGGAUCGAUCUCUAGAAGAGAAUCUUUGCUAUAGAGAUUUCUGAUAUGCGAAAAGAUUCUUCACAUCCUUGGGAAAGGUCAAAAUGUCAAUCUGAUUUUUUUGCUAUAUGAUUGCAUUUAUCUUUUGAAUCCUUGACAAUGUUAAAUGUAUAUAUUAACUUUGUGCCUCUGAAUUUCUGUUCUCAUGUGCCAUAUUGCAGUGAUCAGAGAUGACUUAUAAAACAAAAAUGCAUGUGGCUCUUUCUACCCAUACAGUAAUAGUGAGUGUAAAAUCCACUUACUUCACUAUUGAACACUGUUAUGUUAACUAUCCGGAGUAAAUAAAGAAGCUUGUAAAAAGAAGAAAAAGUGUUCUUUACAAAACUGAUUUUCUUUCCUUUCUUGGUCUCUCAUAUAAUUGGAUGGGUUUUUUUCUUUGUUAUUUAUCCUUUCUUGGCUGGAGAAGUUUUGCCAAAAUAGGCACAGUUUACUGAUCCUGGCCUGGGUCC
Molecule: messenger RNA, 2929 nt
Organism: Myotis daubentonii (Daubenton's bat)
Lineage: Eukaryota; Metazoa; Chordata; Mammalia; Chiroptera; Vespertilionidae
Product: testis-specific gene 10 protein-like
Exons: 19
Coding region: 392-2485 (697 amino acids)
Source: RefSeq, a predicted model, not a curated record